Molecule: messenger RNA, 1807 nt
Organism: Eurytemora carolleeae
Lineage: Eukaryota; Metazoa; Arthropoda; Copepoda; Calanoida; Temoridae
Gene: Ercc1
Product: DNA excision repair protein ERCC-1-like
Exons: 8
Coding region: 244-930 (228 amino acids)
Biological process (GO): meiotic mismatch repair; mitotic recombination; UV-damage excision repair
Cellular component (GO): nucleotide-excision repair factor 1 complex; ERCC4-ERCC1 complex; nucleus
Molecular function (GO): damaged DNA binding; single-stranded DNA binding
Source: RefSeq, a predicted model, not a curated record
CGGUUUCGUUAUAAAAUUGACUUGUAGAUAUAAGUAGCAGAGACCUCGAAGGAAGUUGACAGAAUUCAUGUCUUUUUCUAAAAUGAAGGCGUCGAUAUCUUCCGCGCUUUUACUCAGAUAAAUAUUUGAAAGAAAGGAGUUGUGCACAAAGCUAGACGAUGAUGUUAUGGCGAAGAUGUUAAUAUGAAAAAUUUGUUUGUUUGGGCUUUAUGUUAAUCGUAUUUGUUAAUUUUCAGAUUUAAAAUGAGUGAUUUAGACGUCCCCAGUGCUUUAGUUCCCAAUAGUGUUAAGGAUCCCAAACCCAAACCUUUUUCCGUUGGUAGUAUUCAGGUGAAUCCCUGCCAGCGAGGGAACCCAAUCCUGAAGGAAAUUAGGAAUGUUCCCUGGGAGUUUGUGGAAGGAAUUGCCCCUGAUUAUAUCCUAGGUCCAAACUGUUUAGCUCUGUUUCUCUCCUUAAGAUAUUUUACCCUUCAACCCAAAUAUAUUCAUGACAGAUUAAAAGCUAUUGGUUCUGGUAGUAAGCUGCGUGUUCUCCUAGUUCUAAUUGAUCAAAAAGAUCCACAUUUUGCUCUCAAUAAACUCAUGAGAAUCAGUAUACUAAGUGAGCUGACCCUAAUGCUAGCCUGGAACAAUGCUGAAGCUGGCAAGAUAUUGGAAACAUAUAAAAUCUAUGAGAAUAAACCUCCAGAUAUGAUAAUGGAAAAAACAGGAACGCAGGUUCAUGAAAAGAUGAUUGAAGCGCUUACUUCUAUUAAAUCUAUUAGUAAAACUGAUGCAGCUACUCUGUUAGGAGUAUUCGGAAGCCUGGAGAAGAUAGUGGGAGCCAGCAGUGAGGAUUUAUCCCUGUGUCCCGGGUUUGGUCCACAGAAAGCUCAACGCCUGCAAAAAGUUCUCAAAGAAAGCUUUAAACGACAAACAAAACGAAUCUAAAUAUUUUCCAUAUAUAUUUAUUCAAACUAAGAGAGAGCAAUCCAAAUUUCGUUAUUUCAAGUCGCUCAUGUCCGAUUCACAAUGGUACCUUUUCAACCUUUAUCUGAUCAAUAAUGUGAAAGUCUAACAACUUCCUUUACGGUUUCUGAGGCAAAAAUUCCGCAAGCUAUUUUUGAAAGAAACCACAAAUCGAAAAUAAUUGAUUUUCAAAGAGAAAAUUAUCGAUAUCUCAAAAAAUGUUGAUCUGACAUCGGGUACAGUUGGGAAUCGGACAACUUACGUUUACAGUCCCUGUACAGAUUAACUUUAGAUCUAUGUACACUGUACAGGGUUAUCCACAAAGAAUGCUACUCAAAUGAGGACCUGGAACUCUGGCAUUGCCACAAUGGGUUUUAAUCGGUCUUAAAGGAAGUGUCUGAGAGUGCAGUAUUGUAGAGAAACUGAUUAGCAAUCACUUGUAUGGUGUAUAAUUGUUUAAGUAAGAGCGCCAAAUCGAUCUUUAAAAUCUUCCUGGCACUCGAUCCCUGGCAGGUUGUAGCGCGCCCAGCACGCCUGCAACAAGGUAUGCUGCGCCACAAUCUGCUGGACACUGGACAGGCUUGCCGCGCUUUUAUAUGGUCUGAUAUUGAAUGUGACCUUUUGCAGAGACUAGAGAGAACUGCGAAUUUCAUAAUUAAGACUGAAUUAAACAUUCGCCUCAUAAACUAAAUACCUUGUGGAUAACUCUGUUUCUAACUCAUUUCAACUUAAUAGUAAAAGAAGAAUAUUUAGACUCUAUUAUAUUGAUGUUCCAUAAAGUGAACAAUCUCUUUUUUUAACUCAUGUACCUAAAUAAAGUGUGACGCAUAGUUUUUACUAUUAUUUUAAAUAUGUUUCA